AUGCAAUGUCAAUUGAGAUAUAAAGUAGAUGUAUCGACUGCAAAUGCCGGCAAAAAUUCACAUCUGCAACGAAUUUCUAAUGGAGUAACUGUUCCAGUGGUACAAGAUAAUUCUAUCAAACAACAUCAACCAGUCAG
This is a messenger RNA of Cercopithifilaria johnstoni, 137 nucleotides long. The record is from the annotation of a GenBank genome assembly. NCBI's taxonomy places the organism in Eukaryota, Metazoa, Nematoda, Chromadorea, Rhabditida, Onchocercidae.